AUGCUCAACCCAACCGCCAACCGCGGUGCCAAACGCCGGUACCCAUCCCCCAACGCGACUGAUUACAACGAGUUCGAACCCCCGCGCGUCCCUCUCUUUUGCAUGCCCCUGACCCAAAGUCGCAAACUCAUCCGAUUCCCCUACAUCCCAAUGCCCUCCACCACGAAAAUCACCCCACGCCCAACCAAGAGGGUAAAAUGGAACAAGGAGCCGGCGCACUGGCGCACAACACCAGGGGACUUUGUCGACGGCACCGUCCUCCACCCUUCCUCGUCCUCUGACGAUGAUGACGACGACACUAAUCACAAUCCAGACUCCGGCUUAAGAAACACCUCGGCCUCCUCAGACGGUAGCAACGCGUCAUCAGACAUCAUCAUGCUCGACGGCAGUCCGUGCUCUUCCAAAGCCGAACUUGCUCGGCUCCCCCCGAAGAACAACAAUAAGAACAAGCGACCACUCUCCGAACCGGCGCUGUACCACACUAUUGACGAGGCAGUGGCAAGGACGUUGAAAAGACGGCUGGUGCCGCAUUUGAAUAAGGUCGAGGAGAUGGUGCAGCUGAAUGCGGCGGAGGCACUGGAGAGGAUGAGGGAGCGGAUACGGAUUGCGUAUCAGUUGGAUUUCGAAAAGUUGGAGGAACAAGUGAGGAAGGCGAAGAGGGUGUGUAAAGAACGGGAGAGGGAGAUUGAACGGUUGGUGAGAGAACGGGAGGGGGGGUAUUGGGGGGAUGUAUUCGGUGAUGAUGCGGUUGGAGAAAAAAAGGGGGAAGAGGGGCUGGAGGGAGAGAAAAAAGGGGAGGAGAUGGCUGUGGAGAGGGUGAGGAGAAUGUUCAUAGAGGUCAGAGCGAAGGUGUGGGAGUUUGUGAGCAGUUCUGCAAUACAAUUGGAAACAAAGAAGGCGAAGGUGAUGGAGGUGGAUGUUAUGCGGUUGCCGUGGGUGCCGGAUCAGCAGCUGUUUGGGAACGCGUCGGUGGAGGUGAGGAGGUUUUUGGUUAUGGCGGCUGUGUUUCAGGUGUUGUAUUCGAGGAUUUUGAGGCCCGGGCAUAGGACGUUUGGAGCGGAGCUGGAUGGGGAGGUGGAUGAACGCGGGGAGACGAGGCGCGUAGAGAGGCAGUUGGAGGAUAUCGAGGGGUAUUUGAUGAGGCAUGAGAAAGUGGGACACAAAGGCGAAGCAAAAUGGCGAGCGGUCAACAUCAAUCUCUUCAAGCAACUUCGAAACGGGAUCUUGACGGUUGAAGCUAAGAGCGCGGCCCAAACAUUGAUUGGGUACCUUGAGCCCUUGAUGAACUUCACCUUUGCGCGGAACAAGAAAAUGGUUGAAAAGAUUAUCGAGCAGCUUUGCGAGCAGGCUGUGGAUCUGAAACUGGCAAUCAGGAAAUCGCCAGUGCCAUUGCGGAUCGAAAUUGCAUCGAAAAGCAUCGAUGAGGAAGACGAUGAGGAUCCUCCCGAGUGGGAACCAAAGGUGGACAAGACUGGAAAACCGUUGAUCGACCCGCGAUGGCACGAGAAAAUGGGACAGCUGAAAUUGACGACAGAGGAGAGGGACGUGAGCACCAGGGUCAAGUACAUCGCCUUUAUCCCGUUCGGAGCGUUGGCGAGAUGCGAACCCAACGGAGUCAAGGUGGCUGUGGAAAGGGCAUGGACGAUUGGAAGGGCCUAG
Messenger RNA from Neurospora hispaniola, 1659 nucleotides. RefSeq lists its product as uncharacterized. The transcript has 2 exons. NCBI's taxonomy places the organism in Eukaryota, Fungi, Ascomycota, Sordariomycetes, Sordariales, Sordariaceae. The coding region runs from base 1 to 1659 and encodes 552 amino acids. The record is from RefSeq and is a predicted model, not a curated record.